AAGGAGGCAGGCAGUGGACUCGUUUCUGCCUCCAACGCACAAUCAGUGCGAUUGAAAUAAAAGCUCAGUCACUCGAUGAAGCUAUUGGCUGGGAGGCUUCAGGUCCCUGCGCACUGGCGAUGGACCGCUCUCAUAAACAGCGCUCACACUGACUCCACACACACACGCACACACACACACAUCAAAGUGAAUGGGAACAUGUCGCAGUACACUCUGGGAGUCCACCUGCAGAUCCUGCUGGCUGUGGGUCUGGCUGUGUUCUGCUACUGUCUGGUUCUCGGUUGUAUCCUUUGCUGUCGCAGACGGAAGAGUGUUUCAUUGCAGGAUAAAGAGGCAGUUUUUUUGGCUCCUCAUCCUGCUGAGAGGGUGACUGUGACAUUGACUCCAUCUCCAUGCACUCAACCUGUCAAGCAGCAGUAUGAGGAGUUAGAUGGGGAUGUGCUGGAAUUCCCUUCCUUCAAAAGCAGCUCUUCUCCCUCUGAGGAUGACCUCAGUGCUUUGCCCUUUGACUCCAGUCCUACCAGAUCAGCUGAGCUGGUGCAGUCACCUGGGACUUCUUUUCCGAUGCGACGCCUCAGCACGCCGGCUGUUCCCUGCUCACCCAAUAAACGUACAAACCAUGGCAGAGCCUCUCUUCCCUCCCUCACUAAGCUGAGCUUGGUGACCAAGUCCCGUCGGGCAAUGGGUCGACGCAGCACAGUGAGCGGGGAAAGUUUUCUUUACAACGAGAGCAGUCAACUGACUGUCGGUGCUGCUAGAUCUCCCACCCAGCAAGGGUAUAGGUCACAGUAUGGAUCCAACUUACUGUCCAUCCCAUCGAAGCCUGCUCCUCUCCUACACUUCUCUUUGCUCUUCUCCUCUGCAUGCGGCACCCUGGCGAUCAACAUCCUGGGGCUCUCAGGGGCCAGUCGAAGGCGCAGUGGGGUGUUUGUCCGGGCUAGCCUUCCUCCCUGCUGCCCCUCCCCUCAGCAGAUAUCCUCUCGGCGCCGCAGCCUCAGCCCAGACCUCCAAAACCAGAGCUUUGUGCUGCAGGUGGGCUCUGUGGAAGAGCUGCGCACCUGUACCUUGAGACUUGCUGUGUACAGCAGGGACUUCUCAGGCCUAAGAGAGGCUGCGCUGGGGGUGGUGGAGCUGCCCUGUGAGCAGGUGGAUUGGGAGCCUGACACCACCACCACCUACACCAGACAGCUUAGCCCAACUAAAACCAAGCUGAAAAAGAGUGUGAGCUCUCAGGAAACAUUUGGUCACAGGAGGAAGAGCUCGGUGUGUGUGCCACGGGCUUUAGGCCAGCUGUUCAUCCUGCUGCAGUACCAAACGCUGGCCCAGCGCAUCAAGGUGAUGGUCCGAAAGGCUGAGAAUCUGGCCAAGCUCACACGGAUCCCUGGAGCUCCAGACCACUAUGUUGUCAUCAACCUGCGUUUAGAUGGAAAAAUCAUUGGUACCAAGGAGACCAAAGGGACCAGCGGUCCAAACCCCGUCUGGAACGCUCCCUUCCUGUUUGACCUGCCGUCUGGUGACAUCACUCAGCUACCAUUGGUCCUUGAGUUUAUUGUCAUGCAGGGUCGUCUCUAUACAAAAAGCAGUAUUCUGGGUCGUGUGUUGAUCGGCAGCGAUGCUUCAGAGGCGGGACAGGGACACUGGAAGGAAAUGUGCAGCCGGGGUCAAACAGAGACAGCUCGUUGGCACACCAUCCAAUCAGACCUGCUGUAGGAUUGAUAGAGUGAGUGAAGCAAAAAGAUUAUGGUGCACUCUAAUCUUCUACUCUUAAGGUAUUUAUUUUUAGGUUUGUUGUUGAUUAAACUAGAGAGAAAAAUAUCAAAUAUAAAGAUGGUCCAUGAGUAUGUACAGUGGUUUAGAGGAGCUGCUCACUGUAUGGAUGAGGGAUGUGCCGCUGCUUUCUCCAUAUCAACAGUGUUCUGCGUCCCGACAUUGUGAUUAUUUCCACUGUGACUUCUCCAAACUGUAAUCUGUAUAACUGUGUCAUUCUGGUUGUAUGUAUGCAAAUUGUGCUGAUGUUGUGGUACUGUUUGUAUUGUGCCCAGAGGCUACAAAUGUUAGCGUUGACAAGAACUUUGAUUGAUAUUCAAACAAUUACUGAGCAUAUGUGUUGAUAUUCUGCUCGUGGUUUGCUGUGGUGUGUUAUACUGUUCCAGUAUUUGUCCACAUGCUAUAAAUGCCUCUCUUUACUAACACUGUAUGUAGGAGGCCAUUACAGUGGCCUCACUGUGUGUGGCAUGCCUGCUGAAUUAUUGUUUUUUUUUUUUCUUUUGUUCAGUUCCCAGGAGGAUUUGUUUGUUGUACUCUCUUUUCAUCCACUCAGAGCUUCAUAAACAUGUGAAGGCUUGACGAAUUACAGAUACCACAACUUAGAUUUGAAUACAGCUUUACUGAAUUAUAUUCAGCCAUCUGAAUUUGGCCUGCUAAUGUGCAGUAAAGGCAUAAUAAAAGGUAUAAGAUAGUUAGAAUUUGAUUUAACCAUAAUACAAAUCACAUGAAUAUGAGAAUGAAGAACUACCUUGCAUUUUGCCUGCUGUGCAACAUGAUGUCUUUACUAGUCAAAUGACUGUCACCAAGCAACAGCAGUACCAAUUAACAUUAGUGACUGACUAUCAUGCACUACCACUAUACACUGAACCACUACACUAUACAUUGUGGCUCCGUUGCUAUUGGAUUUUAUGAAUCUGCAGCAGUGAUUCACGAGUCCUCUCAAUACAAGAGAGGCCUCAGUGGAGAACAGCAUUACAAUCGAUUGCAUGAUGACUUUUGACGUUCUUAGCAUGGCCUGACAGUUUUCUCUGCAGUCAGUGGCACACUGCACUCAGUAAAUAUAAGACAAUCUAAUGAAUUAAAUCAUCCACUAGCCAAUCGAUUAAUGCCAAAUUUAUUUUUGCAUUGGUAUUGGAAAAAAGUAGGAAUUCCUCAAGUGGAGAAUACGAAUACCUGUUGUCAUCUUUUUAGGCAUGAGGCAAACAUUAAAAUUACACUUUUAUGUCAGGAAUUAAGUAGACAUUUGUCUGGUCUGUUGAUAUCAUCAUUUGAAAUGAAAGAUUAAAAGUCCACACCACAUUGCCCAGCCUAAAGAUGUCAACAUUUCUUGGCACUUUUAUUUCAAUAUUUGAAAAAUGUGACACUUUUUCCUCUAACAAAGUGACGACGGUGUGAACAAUUCUUAACAUUUGUCAGACUUCACAUGUAUAAUGGCAUAAUAAUGAACAAUGUCAUAAUAAUGAUGGAAUAUAAUAAGUUUUAGCACUAAUGUAAGGUUUUUAGAGUGGAGUUAUUGUGUUGUGUUUGUAUUUAUUGUAUACUGACCAUGUUGAUGCCUGCUGAUGGCAUGUAUUGUCUGAACUGUAUAUGAAUGUCUUUGCGUUGAAAGGGGAACUAUUUCAAAGAAUCUAUUGAAUAAAUUGAUAUAGUAUAUAAAGGAAAUUUGCCAAACAGAUGUGGAUUUUAUUAAGUUUAGAUGAUGACCUAAGAAUCACCUUCAGAAGUUGAACAGCAGACUGAUGAUGUUAUGUAGCCUUCUUAGUGAUUUUAUGGCAAUAUGGGGAGAGUUUCUGCUUCACAGCUGGGAGACUUGCACUCAGUGAAA
This is a messenger RNA of Larimichthys crocea (large yellow croaker), 3592 nucleotides long. RefSeq lists its product as uncharacterized. NCBI's taxonomy places the organism in Eukaryota, Metazoa, Chordata, Actinopteri, Sciaenidae. The transcript has 5 exons. Gene Ontology annotation, molecular function: calcium ion binding; clathrin binding; calcium-dependent phospholipid binding. Gene Ontology annotation, biological process: calcium ion-regulated exocytosis of neurotransmitter; vesicle fusion. The coding region runs from base 76 to 1710 and encodes 544 amino acids. Gene Ontology annotation, cellular component: exocytic vesicle; synapse; plasma membrane. The record is from RefSeq and is a predicted model, not a curated record.